CGACAUUAUCCUUUUUUUUUUGGGAUAAAGAGAAUAAAAAUGACAGCAGUAAUGACAGCAGUAACGGAGCAGCAUCAGCAAAAGCAGAGUGAAAAUCUAAUAUGCAGAAAGACCAAUCUGUUCAACUAUAAUUCGCUGCAGCUAAAUCCUUCACUUCCUUCAAAUAAAUACGUAUCAAGCACAAACACAAUUGAAUCAGAAACAGAGAAAAAAAAACGAAGUCGAAGUAUUCUACAUGGUGUAUCAGAGAAUUCUCAACAAGGAGGGUUACUGGGCCUCAUUUAUACGUUGAUUCUAUACCUUAUUCAUAUUUUGUACAUGUCUUGUGUUGCAUGUAAAUCAUUACAAUUAUACCUCAGCCUUAAAUUACAGACACUUUGCGCAAAAGAAGAUGAUGCAAUCAUAUUACAACGGAUACUGUAUGAUAAAAAGCAUUUGACAAAGAUACCGAAACACUUGACCAUCAAUAUCUCGCGAGAAUUAUCAACGACAAGAAAUCUUCAAGAUUGGGAAACGAUCAAGUAUCAACUUUCGAAGGCGACUUGUUGGGCUUUUGAGUUUGGUAUUCAGGAAGUGUCUGUCUAUGACUCUUUAGGAAUGAUGAAGUCUGUUGAAGUGGACUUGUAUAAACAACAGUCCACAUUAUUACAUGAAUGGAUCACUGAAAAGUCACUCAAUCUCAAAGAAGAACAGCAACAAAAAGAUUUUAAGUUUACAAUUCUGUCAGCCGAAAACGGAAAGAGGCAGAUGAGAUACGUAACACAAGAAAUUAUAAAAAAGCAUUUCAAUGAUGACAUUAAUGUUGAUCUGGUAGAUAAAUACAUGCAUACGGAUACCAUUUCAGAUCCAGAUCUCAUGAUCGUUUAUGAUGGAUUGCCUCAUAAUUACAUCUCAUUAGACGACUAUCCGCCUUGGUACAUCCGAUUGACUGAAAUAGUCAAUUGCACUAGUUGUCACUGCUUGGACUAUAAUGUAUUUUCAAAAUGUCUGUAUAAGUUUUCUAAAGUGGAACAAAGAUUCGGACGAUAGAAGGAAGGGCAGUUUUAGAUGGCAUCAAUAAAGUGUUAGAAUUACUAGGCUCCUGUACAAUAGAAUUUUAUAGAAGCCUUCACGAAGUACAGGUAUCUCCACCGCUUAGUACAGGGGAAGGAUACUCCCAUUCUGUGCCCUUAAACGCCAAGCUAAACGAUGACUUUUUUGGUUUUAUUCUUUUUGUGUGCUGAACUUUGUUAGAGGUUCGUACACGUUCUGUUUCAGUUUUAUAAAGGCGAGUUUAUCCAAUCAUACAAAGGAUAAAAUAAACUGCUUCCUUAUUCAUAAUUUACCUCGGAAC
Mycotypha africana is the source of this 1333-nucleotide messenger RNA. Its product is annotated as Decaprenyl diphosphate synthase-like protein. NCBI's taxonomy places the organism in Eukaryota, Fungi, Mucoromycota, Mucoromycetes, Mucorales, Mycotyphaceae. Gene Ontology annotation, molecular function: ditrans,polycis-polyprenyl diphosphate synthase [(2E,6E)-farnesyl diphosphate specific] activity. Gene Ontology annotation, cellular component: endoplasmic reticulum membrane; dehydrodolichyl diphosphate synthase complex. The transcript is spliced from 5 exons. The record is from RefSeq and is a predicted model, not a curated record. Bases 40 to 1029 code for a protein of 329 amino acids.